CGGCCCGUACUUUUGGCUAAUCGCGUGUGAAGCAGGAAUCCCGACCGUAGCGGCUCCUAAGUGCGAGCUGUAAAGUGGCCUCGCUGCAGGAUUCCGCCCAACAGGCUCUUUUGCGAACAGAGGUGACCAGUUCGGCCUUGUACUCUCUUCCAUUCGAACUACACGGCUAAAUUUCACUCAUCAGUUUCAAAACGUCAUCAGGCAGAAUGGAUGUACAAACUUUGCGAGCUAUGUUUCGAAGGUAUUUUCUAUGAGUCCUUUUGUCAUUAGAUUGUUUAAGGGCCGACACCGACAAUAGUGGCCAAAUAAAUGCACAGGAAUUGCAGCGUGCGUUGUCAAACGGACUAAAUAUUCCUUUCAAUAUCAACACGGUAAAUAUGAUGAUGAAAAUGUUCGAUCGAGACUUCAGUGGCCAAAUAGAGUUCAACGAAUUUGUCCAUCUGGUCAACUAUGUGGAACAGUGGAAAAAUUGUUUCUAUCGCUUUGAUCGGGAUCGAUCCGGUAGCAUCGAUGCGAACGAAUUUCAAAUGGCCCUCCGAACCUUUCGUUACAAUUUGUCCGAUACCUUUGUGCAAUACCUUGUUCGACGAUUCGACCGAACGCAUCGGAAUGUGGUCGCAUUUGACGAUUUCAUCUAUGCCUGCGUCUGCUUACAGCAAUUGACAAACGCAUUUCGGCCUUAUGAUCCUCAAGGUACCGGACGGGCAGUAAUGAGCUUUGAGCAGUUCCUCGGUGCUGCGUUCACGAUUGUUUGAAACGGAUUCCAUCCAUUCGAAAGAGUCUCAUUACUAUUUGGAACCAACCGACUGAGUAUUAGGCUACCUGUUGGACCACGGUAGCUUCUACUCCACAAUGUGCUUUGAAUUGCACGUCUGGAUUUUUUCCUAUGUCUGUCUGUUUUGCCUAUUCUUUUUCCAGAGUAUUUUGUUACCGUUUUCAAAUGUCGACCAAUUGGACUUCCAGUUUGUGCUCGCAUUCGCGAUCGCUUUCGCUAGUGAUUGCUUGUUCGCACAACAAUAUUUGUUAUAUAAAUCAGGUGUGAUUAUGACUUCUCAAGUCGGAUUCCAAAUUCUUAUCGCUUUUUAUGCUAGGAAUUUCCGGGAACUUGAUGCAGGUUCACCAUCACUUUAUGUUUGUUCCGCUUUUUCUUGUAAACUGGAAUUUUUAUCGCUCCCGAAUUCCACUUCUUCCUGUGCUUUGUUGAUUGUACUAUUGAUUGAUCUUGUUUCUAUACCGAAUUCUAUCCUGGUUUGAUACAGGGUAGCCA
Opisthorchis viverrini is the source of this 1267-nucleotide messenger RNA. RefSeq lists its product as hypothetical. The transcript has 4 exons. Lineage: Eukaryota; Metazoa; Platyhelminthes; Trematoda; Opisthorchiida; Opisthorchiidae. Bases 853 to 1254 code for a protein of 133 amino acids. The record is from RefSeq and is a predicted model, not a curated record.